AUGCGCAUAUUUAGAGAGGCGGUCCCUGUUGAACAGCUCAUCGGGACAGAACUUCCGCCUCCUGCUGUCGUCGAAUGCCUGCUCGAAAGCUUCUCGACGUCUGUGGCUUGGUACCUGUCUUUUUUCCAUCAGCCGACUCUGCGCGCGCGGCUGCAAGGCAUUACUGAUGCGGGACGAGCAAGAACUGAAGAUACAUCUUUUCUGCUGCUGGUGCUUGUCGUCCUCGCCAUCGGCGCCCAAUACAUAACAGCCGAGCAGAAGUGGCGGCACUUUGGGUUCGAGUUUGACACGACAAAUAUGCAGGAUCGUCUUAUCGGAACCGUUGAGACUAAGCUACUCAUUGUAUUGGAUGAAUCAAGCACAUCCUCGGUAUCGCUUUUCAACCUGCUUGGAUCGUACUACAUAUUUAACCGCAAAACAAGGCGUGGGUUCACACUCAUGGGAGCUGCAGUGCGAGUAGCUCACAUGAUGGACUUGCAUAACGAAUCGGCUUGGGGCGAAGUCGAUUCUGCCGAGAGGCAAGCCCGCAGGCGUGCUUGGUGGACUCUUUAUACUGGCGAUAGAUUCACAGCGCAGGUCUUUGGUAGGCCGGCCGCCAUCCAAGACAUUGACAUGCAUGUCCACUACAAUGGAACUGACGACCAAGGCGACGCCGCACAGCGUGCUGGUGAAGACGACGAAUCUCAUGACGACGCGCAAAUGCUUGUUGAUCGGGAGAUAUAUCAAGUGUAUAAAGCCGAGCUAUAUCAAAUCGCAACGCCCCUUACUAGAGGCAUGCAGCCCCCCAAAGAUCAGGCUAUGAAUGAGUUAAUUCAUCAAGUCCAGAAUGUGCAUCAACAGCUACUUAAAUGGGAGAAGAAUCUGCCGCCCAAGCUGAGGCUGCAGUCCUUUGAGGAGACCCAGUUUAGUCACCCCAAAGAUUCGCCUUUAUCGACUCUGAACCUCCAAGCUCUAGCACUUCAAGUCUCCUACGACAAUACGCAAUUGCUGUUGCACCGACCUUUAGUUAUUGGCAGGCACUUGGGCAAGCCAACAGGGACAGCUGCCGAGCCAACAGAUGAGGGCUUCAUCUUGACAUCACGGCGCCAAUGCUGGUCAUCUGCGAUGCGCAUAUCGUACCUUGUCAAGCACAAAGCGGCUCUAGAGUUCGCGAACAAUACGCCAAUGGGGGCACAUAUAGGUAUUCACAUCUUUACUGCUGGAGUUAUGCUAGCUGUAUUUGCACUUCUCAGUCCCAUGUCGAAUCAAGCCCAGGAGGCAAAACAGGGCCUAAGCCGGCUGCUCGAGAUUCUUACCUCGAAUAAGUCGUGGAAUCCCGUCCUCAGCCAGAGUGCAGCGAUUCUCAAGGAUCUGUUGAGACUUAUCAUGGAGAAGGAGCUCAAGCUUUUGGUAGAGCCGAGCCAUGGCCGCGCCGGUAGCAAAUUGUCCGGGGGGGACGCAACUGCCAGCCAUGGUUUGCCCCAAACGAGCAUGCCGCGGGACCAGCUUGGGUCUGGCCCUGGCCAUCAUAGUGCGGUAGCCCCAUCCUCACCUCCCCCAUUCUCCUCCCACCCGCAUGAUUUUGGAGAUUGCUUUGCUUUCUUAGCGAACGGCUCAUUUGACGAGGCAUUGACGUCCUUUCAAGAUGUCUUCCUCGGCGAUGGAACGUCCAUGCUAGGCCAUGAGUCGAAUUACGAAGCUGAUUCAACAUGGAAUAGUUAA
This is a messenger RNA of Clonostachys rhizophaga, 1701 nucleotides long. Lineage: Eukaryota; Fungi; Ascomycota; Sordariomycetes; Hypocreales; Bionectriaceae. The record is from the annotation of a GenBank genome assembly.